Molecule: messenger RNA, 414 nt
Organism: Mesorhabditis spiculigera
Lineage: Eukaryota; Metazoa; Nematoda; Chromadorea; Rhabditida; Rhabditidae
Source: the annotation of a GenBank genome assembly
AUGGAGCGCGACAGGUCCGACUUUGUCAUCUUGUCGGCGGCGAAUCAGCACGGUUCGACAGCGAGCCGCCACGAAGUUUACGCCACGGGCAAAAUCACGUGCGGCGAGAAGGCGUGGGCCGAGCAACGGGUCGAACUCUGGGAGAAGAACGAAUGGAGCACCGACGUGGAGGUGACCCACUCGGUGACGACGGCCGACGGGACAUUUGGUAUCAAGGCCGUCAAUAAUAUUCUUCUCCACCGCCCGAGGUACUACAUCAAACUCGUUCAUGAAUGCAACGUGGUUGCGCCCUGCAAACAAGAGAACCAGUACUUCAUCCCGGCCGAAUACCUCCACGGCCAGACAUUCGAGCUGAAGGACGUCGACUUGAUGAUGAAGCCGGAGGGAGCGCAGGACAAAGUGAAGCCGGUAUGC